Messenger RNA from Juglans regia (Persian walnut), 863 nucleotides. Its product is annotated as guanosine deaminase-like. NCBI's taxonomy places the organism in Eukaryota, Viridiplantae, Streptophyta, Magnoliopsida, Fagales, Juglandaceae. Gene Ontology annotation, molecular function: guanosine deaminase activity; zinc ion binding. The record is from RefSeq and is a predicted model, not a curated record. Gene Ontology annotation, biological process: purine nucleoside catabolic process. Bases 152 to 712 code for a protein of 186 amino acids. The transcript is spliced from 5 exons.
UCAUCUCCCACUUUCCUCCGUCAAAAGAAGAAAAAAGGGUGGUGGCUGGAUUUGCAUCGGAAAGCUUCUUCGUAUCCUUGGCUUGUCUGAUUGAUUCUGAUUGCAGUCCGGUUGGUGUUUUGGCUCUACGAUAUCGACAUCUAUUGCCCAAAUGGAGGAAGCUAAAGUAAUUGAAACCAAGGAUGGAACUGUUUCUGUGGCUUCUGCAUUUGCUGGUCAUCAAGAAGCUGUACAGGAUAGAGACCACAAAUUCUUGUCGAAGGCAGUUGAAGAAGCGUAUAGAGGAGUAGACUGUGGAGAUGGAGGCCCUUUUGGUGCUGUUGUUGUGCGUAACGAUGAAGUGGUUGUGAGUUGUCACAACAUGGUCUUGAAGAACACAGAUCCAACUGCCCAUGCGGAGGUCACGGCGAUAAGAGAGGCAUGUAAAAAUCUCCAGCAGAUUGAGCUUUCAGACUGUGAAAUUUAUGCAUCGUGUGAGCCUUGCCCCAUGUGCUUUGGUGCUAUCCAUCUUUCACGGAUAAAGAGGCUGGUUUACGGGGCCAAGGCCGAAGCUGCCAUUGCUAUCGGGUUUGAUGAUUUUAUUGCGGACGCAUUAAGAGGUACGAGUUUCUAUCAGAAGGCUCACUUGGAGAUUAAAAGAGCAGAUGGUAAUGGAGCCAUCAUUGCGGAACAGGUCUUUGAGAAAACGAAGGAAAAGUUCCAGAUGUAUUGAAUUCUUCAGUUUCCUCUAAACAUUAUCUGCCACAAACUGUUUAUUUAUUCUGAACGCAUUCAUUUUUAAUGCAAUUGUUUAACAACUUGUAAACUUUCCAAGCUCAACAUAUUGCAAUGCUUCAUUAUGAUAUUUUACAUGGUUGAUGCCA